AGCAAGCAAUCCAGCACGAAAAUAAGCAUCGUGUGCCGCUGGCUUUAGUCAGAUUCGCUUGUGUUUAGCAUCAGAACGCAACGUGCAAAAACACUGUUUUCAUUAAUUUAUUUUUUAUUGUUUAGACGGAUGAAAAUAAGUAUCAUGUGUUCUCACGAAGAAAUUACGUGGGAAAUUGUUCCUAAUAAUGUCGCGCAAAGAAUGAUUAACAAUUCGUUAACACACAAAUUCUUGUUAUCACAAAAAAUACGUAAAAGAACAAAGUUAUUUAAUGCUUUGAAAAAGAAUUACGGUAUCAUUAAAGAUUACGAGCAGUAUGUAGCGAUAAAAACUUCUGUUUUGCGAAAAAUAGCUGAUGACUACGACAGUGAUGAUACUGAUAAUUUUAGUGAUCUUGAUUACAGCAUUAUACACAAUUCUGAAUCCAAACUAAAUGAUUAUAGAAUUAAAGAUUCUAAUUCCGAAAUACUUACAAAUAUAAACAGUGAAGAUGAAGACAUGAUUCAAAUAAAAAAGAAGAGUAGAAAAAUCAAAUCUAUGAGAAAGAGAAACACCAAAAAGUCUGUAAAUAUAAAGCAGCAAAGAAAUUCUAUCUCUCAAGUAUGUUUUACUAGUUUUACUAGUAGUGAAGAUGAUAUAUAUAAGGAGAAAGAUAGAAUAACAAGAAAAACUAAGAAAAAUAAUAAACAAUCUGUGAAUAUAAGACAUCAAGAAGAUUCUAGUUUUGAAGCAUUAUGUACUAGCAAUGAAGUUAAUUAUAAAAAACAGAGUCAAGUAACACAGAAGAUGAAGAAUAGUAAAAGCAAGCAUGUGGAGAAGCGGACCAAGAAAUCUGUAAAUAUAGGUUGGCAAGAAGUUGUAAAGAAAAAGAAAAAUAUAUGUAUAUCUGACAAUGGAUAUAAUGAAGAUAUACAGAACCAUAGUAAUCUGAUUACUGUAGUGAAUAAAUCAUAUCUUCAAUCAGAUACUCAAAAUAAUAUAAAAUUUUGCAAAAUGGAAGCUGUAAAUAAAAAUGUAAGACAGAACCAUGAGGAUUCUGAAAUAGAAAGUAAAACCAAUUUUGAAUCAAAUUAUCAAAACAAUGCAAUAGCUUGUAAAAUGGAUUCUGAGAAAAAAGCUAUAGUACAGACAGAAUUUGAUGCAAUAGCAAAUGAAUCAUAUUGUUCAUUGUACACACAUUUGAACCUGGAUGAUGAAAUGGACAAGUCAGCUAUUUUAAACAUCAAAUCUUUGCCUACCAAUGAUAUGUCUUCACCUAUCAGGCAGCCGAGUACAUCAAAAGAUCAAAGUUGUGAGAAAUCAAUUAAAAUAGAAGAGAAGAUAGAUAUGAUAAAUAAGAAUUAUAAUGACACUUGUUUGAGCCCAAAAUCUUCAAGAUUAAUUGACGAUGCCAAGAGAAAUUUAACAUCUAUGUUGGAUACCGUCUACUGCACUCAUCAGGUUUCAUUACCAGAUGCUUCACACGACCAGCAGAAAGACUCUGGAAUCGACGAAGAUUCACAGGAUAAAUUUAUUAAGAAACUCAGCACAGAAAAUCAACAUAACAUGGAAGACAUUGUAAAGGAAACUUCUAUUUUACCUGAAUCUGAGGAAACUGAAAAAAUAACUGAAGAAAUCCAGAAAGAUCAUAAUAAAGAUAUAAGUCCAAAUGUUGAAGACAAUAUUUUGAAAGAACAAGAUAUUGAUAAUAUAGAGGCGAAAAAAAUAGAGACAGAUUCCCUUCAAUUAAACUUGACUGAUAAAGGUGCGGAGAUAAACGAUGAAAAUGUAACGACGGAAAACUCGAACAACCAAAAGAAGCAACUACAGCCAAAAGUUUUAUCCACUAGGAUCGUCAGCCAAAAAUACAGAAUAGUACAGACCGAUGUUAAUUUAGAAUGCAGUCCUAUCAAGCUUAAUAUGUCGACCAGUCCAAAUUAUCCAAAUGUCAUUAGCAACAAUACCAAUACGUCCUUCAAGACGACACAGAUAUCAACCGCGCAAGAAGUUUACGAAAGGCAGGAAGAGAAUAAUACUGACGUAGUGUGCUGUGUGUCACUGCAAACGAAAAAGCAAUUUCAACAACAGACUGAAAAUAGCAAUUCCAACGGUAGCAAGGACGAGAAUGAACAUCACUCGAACAUUGAUCGUAGUUUCAAAGCAGCACAGACAAGCACAAACAAUUCCGACACGAGUUUCCGUUUCAAAGACAAUGAUAAAGAUGAGACGAUUCAAAAGGACGUUUCUAGAAAGAAUACCGAUGUCUCACGUAGAGAUGACACUUGUGAAGGCACUUCGCUUAAAAGCAACAAGAAGAAUUGCGCUUCUAAAGAAAAUUUUACAAAUAUUUUACACGAUGACAAGACUCGCAAAGGCACUCACAAGCAAUGGAAAAACAGAGUCGAAGACGAAGAGAAGAAUUAUGUUCCUGAAGAAAGCAUAAGUAUUUUACACAAUAAAGAUAAUCGCGAAAAGAAGAAUUAUGCUUCUGAAGAAGGCAUAAGCAUUUUACACGACGAAGAUAAUCGCGAAGACGUUGAUAUGAAGGGAAAAGAGAGAUUCGGAAAUAUCGAAAAAAAUAACAUAUCCGAGGAAAGACUUAACAGACCUGUUUCGUUAGAUGGUAAAAAUGUGAGCAAUAAAGCUGAUCAAGAUGAAGACGAAAUGUCUGACCACAAACUCGAAUCGCAAAACGUGCAUUACAGACCACACAAUCUAGAAGAAUUAGUCAAAGACCAAGAAUUACUCAUGGAAAUGCUACCAACGAGUUUAACGCUGGCGGAUAUUUCCGAGAAUGAGCAAGUCUUUAUUUUGAAUAUUCCUAACAAACUACUACAGUGCAAUUUGCAAAAUCAAAAUUUGAUUCUGAAAAAGGAAACGAUUAAAUUCGGUAAAAACAAAUUCCGAAUUGUACACAAUAAAGCGAGUACUGUGUCUUGCGUCUUCGCCACCGGUAAACGACGAAAACCUUACAAACUAGUUAACCUUAAGGAAAUUAGUACUGUCACGGUACGUGAGAAACUAUCACAUCCCAUGGAGAAUUUAGUCGAGUUGAAUUCUCGUGAUAUUGAUAUCUCUUCCAAACAAAAAUCGAAAAAGAGACGUUAUACAUCUAGUAGCGAUCUCGACAAUAAUGACUGGCAAAUAGAUCCAAAGCAGAAAAAAGUAAAAUUGGAUUACUACAAGCCUGAUACGAUGGUACAAUGACAUCAGUGACAAAACAUCUCGGUCAAAUUGUAAAUAUAGAGAGAUAUAUUUUCUGUUGAUCUUAUUAAGUUGUUACAAUUGACAACCAAUAAUGCUUAUAUUUCGUUACAUAAUUUUUAUUGUUUAAAAUAAUAUUUAAACAACGCUUAUUUUAUCGAUGUACAUAUAGAAUGUCCGACUGCUCAUAUAUAGAUACAACUUAUUAAACUAAAUAAUAAAAUCCUUAUUGUUCAUUAUAUACAGGGUGUUUCAUUUUAAGUGAUAUGUUCGAUUAUCUCGUGAAUCGAUGAUUUUAUUGAAAAAUUUUUUCAACGAAAGUUGCAUGGCUUAAAGGGGGAGACAUGAUGGAAAUAUGGAUUUGACCUUGAAUGACUUUGUCAAAAUUAAGUCAAAGUCAUUA
Molecule: messenger RNA, 3586 nt
Organism: Harpegnathos saltator (Jerdon's jumping ant)
Lineage: Eukaryota; Metazoa; Arthropoda; Insecta; Hymenoptera; Formicidae
Product: protein PFC0760c
Exons: 4
Coding region: 130-3186 (1018 amino acids)
Source: RefSeq, a predicted model, not a curated record